UAGUUGAAAUCAAUUUAAAAGUGCCUUCAAAGGAAAGAGAAGAUUAAUUUGCUUCUGACAUUAACAUCUUGAAAUGCCCUUGUCUGUAUGCCUUUAGACCGUGUUUAAAACCUCUUGACAGAAUGAAUGCCUACAUGUUUUUAAGUUUGAAGUGAGUACAGUAUUGUGCAGAGCGCGAGCCUGGCUUCUGAAUGGUUAAACCUCACUAAUCAUAUGUAAAUACCAUUUACACAGCUCCUGUCAAUCAUACCAGAGGUCUCCAAUGGACUGGACAGAGGGGGAUAUAUAGAGACAGACGGCGAUUAGUUUGAUAGUGUGGUUUUCUUUAGUCUAUAUCGCAUGAUGGCUAUUCCUCAGCUGGGAUACGGGGAUGUGGUCACUGCCGGGAAGGGCUCUGCUCUGAGCGGUCUGCCGGCUGUGUUUGUGGAGAGACAGGCGGCGAUGCUGUCCUCUCCCGGAGCUUCUCUCAGUCUUGGAGUACCCCCACCUCUCCAUGCUCUCCUGGCCCGGUAUCCAGGCACAUAUCCAAUUCCACAAGGAUACAGUCUCCAGCCUUAUCCCGAUCUCAGGCACCUGUCCCACCUGGGGUCCGCCUAUGACCUGAAAGCUGGCUGCCUCUACUCGCAGGCGGGUUUCCCGCCAGGCGGCGCUCUUUACUCGCCUUACCGCCCCAUAGCGCACGGGGACCCGGGCCGAGCCAAGAACGCUACCCGGGAGAGCACCAGCACUCUCAAGGCCUGGCUAAACGAACACUUAAAGAACCCUUACCCAACCAAAGGCGAGAAGAUCAUGCUGGCGAUUGUCACCAAAAUGACCCUGACUCAGGUUUCCACAUGGUUCGCCAACGCCAGAAGGCGGCUAAAGAAAGAAAAUAAGAUGACCUGGGUCCCCAAGACCAAAUCGGACGAGGAGGAAAGUGAAAGCGAUGAGGAGGAAGGCAAGAAGGAGGCGGUGGAAGGAAUGCAGGACAAGGGGCAGCAGAGGCCGAGUGGCGAUGGAGACCCUGGGCAUGGAGCUAGAGAUGGCACUGACUGUGAACGGGGCAACGAUGUGAGGACAAGCUUGGAAGGAAGCGAGGGGAAAACCCCAGAAAGGGGAAUGUCUGAGGAGCAGGGUGCCGUGAGUAAAACAAGCAGCGCGGAGUCGAAAGACAGCACCGGGCCAGCGCUCAAACCCAAGAUCUGGUCUCUGGCUGAAACAGCGACCUCUCAGCACGGGAGAAGCAAUAGGGGCCAGGCAGGCACCGUCACUCACUACCAGAUCUGGGCAGGUGCCUGCUUCACAGAUGGACAGCUUGUGUUAAACAGUCAUUCCAGACUGGAGCCCAAAAGGAGAGACAUUGACCAGUGAGAAGGGACAAAAGGCGAGCCAGCAUCUAAUGUACAAAGUGAAAGUUUGAGCAAUUUCCUAAUGCACUUUUCAUCUGGGUUGAUGUGCUGUCUGUCUCUCUCGGUCGACGGUGAUUGGGCUGGGCUUGAGAGCGAUUCCACACACGUCUGUGUGCUCAGUACCUGGGGUGUGAGUGAAGCGGGUGGGGGCCUGUAAAAGAUUAAUUUAUAGUCAUUACCUUAAUACAAAGCACGGCAAUUAAUACCAGGCAGCACAAUUCACAUUUUAAGAACAUCUCCAGAUAAUUACUUCUAUACAAUGUUAAAACGCACAGGCCACAACCUGAGUAAAGUGGAAAUUCACUUAAAAAAUGCAACCAUUCCUAAAGUCUAAAAUAUCCACACGUAGGUGAUUACAACACUGGUCCGGCAACCUUACAAGUAAUCGUUGAUUCUAUUAGCCAACUGGCUGUACCACAGAGUUUAAAUUGGACAUAGAAAUCGAACAAAACUGCGGAUCUGUAAAUCAGGAACUAAAAUAGAAGUUGCUGGAAAAGCUGAUCAGGUCUGGCAGCAUCUGUGGAGAAAAAUAAAUCAGUGUUAACGUUUCGGGUCUGGUGACCCUUCCUCAGAACACCGGACCUGAAACGUUGACUCUGAUUUUCUUUUUUCUUCACAGAUGCUGCCAGACCUGCUGAGCUUUUCCAGCAACUUUGUUUUUGUUCAAAUUUGACAUAAUGGGCAGGUUAAAUGCGCAACAAAACGGAAGAGAUCUAUACUCUCUGCAUUCACUUUGCAGGGUCACCGAGAUUAAGCAUGAAGCAUUUGUCAGCGUCGGCCUUUUUAUAAAAAAAAGGGGCUUCGACAUAUAUCUGGGAUUUUUAAAAUUUAUUGCCGAGUCCCGGUUCCAGUGAAUCUAAUCCGAAGAUGCUGACGUGGUAGAUAUCACCACUAUAAAAGAGCUUAAUGCCACAGACGGCAUUUAUACAUUUAAAAAAACUUUUCACGCCCUGGUGCAUAGCUUCUUAUGACAGUCCAUCUCGCCUGUCUUUGAUCAGUGUUAAGCCAGUCCAAUUUGUAAGAGGCGGUACUGAAACAAUGACCUUAUAUAAACUGCCUUCUUGGAAACCAUUUGCAGGUGUUUUUACUCCCCCGAGAUUUUUGUUUUGAAACAUAAGAUGAACUAUGCUAAUGGGGAAUUUAUCAACACAACAGUUUAGAAGGGAAAACAACCAAAUUCCAGUUAGAGCACGGGAUUAGGAGCACUUCGUUUUCAAACAAUAAAAUCUAUCUAACACUCCUCAUUGGAAAUAUUCGUAUGAAAUUACAUCCAAAAUCUUGUAGUUUCGUGAGGUGGAAAUUACUUCAAUAAUGCAGAAGUAUUUCUCUCUAACAUUUAUAGUGAAAACAUUGCAGGACAAAAGUGGAAAUGUAGGUGCACUUUCUCCAGCGUCAGAGCAUCUUUGCGUCUGUUGGCCAUCACAAAUCUUAAGAUUCUUUAGUUUCUAAUCCUUGUCUAAACAAUAAUUGCCGCGCAGCCAGUUAAUGGUCCACUAACUUUCUUCCCAAAUCCAUGUUCAAAUUAGCCACUUGGUUUCCAUAAGCCGGAGGUUUUCUUACCUUGUCAUAGUUUAUGCGGUAUGUUUUGUAUAUUAAAAAUGUUUAUACGACAAAGAAACUGUGAAUAAACAUUGGGCUGUAAAAACUUUAUAUUUUGUCUAAUAAACGAAGCACGGGUCUUUCUCCUUG
This is a messenger RNA of Stegostoma tigrinum, 3077 nucleotides long. Its product is annotated as iroquois-class homeodomain protein irx-1-A-like. Gene Ontology annotation, cellular component: nucleus. Lineage: Eukaryota; Metazoa; Chordata; Chondrichthyes; Orectolobiformes; Stegostomatidae. Gene Ontology annotation, biological process: cell development; regulation of transcription by RNA polymerase II; neuron differentiation. The record is from RefSeq and is a predicted model, not a curated record. Gene Ontology annotation, molecular function: DNA-binding transcription factor activity, RNA polymerase II-specific; RNA polymerase II cis-regulatory region sequence-specific DNA binding. The transcript is spliced from 2 exons. The coding region runs from base 340 to 1350 and encodes 336 amino acids.